Messenger RNA from Anthonomus grandis grandis, 1528 nucleotides. RefSeq lists its product as uncharacterized. Gene Ontology annotation, molecular function: structural constituent of chitin-based larval cuticle. NCBI's taxonomy places the organism in Eukaryota, Metazoa, Arthropoda, Insecta, Coleoptera, Curculionidae. The transcript has 6 exons. Gene Ontology annotation, cellular component: chitin-based extracellular matrix. Bases 569 to 1441 code for a protein of 290 amino acids. The record is from RefSeq and is a predicted model, not a curated record.
GUCAAUACGGUCUAAGACGUAGAUCACAAAGUAGCACAUUGCAUAACUUUAAAUGUUUUUUCCUCUAAAGACUUUGAUGUGGUGCGUAAAGUGGUUUCAAAUUAUGGAUUGAGCAAGCCUUGACCUUUUUCUACACCAUUUCUAUCCAAAUGAUUCCAGGAACGGCCGUGGAGGUCGCCACAACUGAAUAUAACCGCUAUUACGUCACUAAGACCGUUUAGACAAAAAUGCGAAAAAAAAAUCUCUCAACACUAUAGGCAUUUAUUAAAAACAAUUUCUGAUUAGACUCCAUAUUUAUAUACACAAAUAUGAGAAGAUCAUAUAAUAAUUCAAAACCCAGUCAUAUACUCUCGUACUAAGACCCCUCGUGUACCAAACAAUAUUCACGUACUCGCAUAAGCGGAUAAAAAAACUAGACGCUCUUUGAUUGUUUAUUUGUCGUUAAAUCCAGUUUAGGAUCAAAAUUACCCUUUUUGGGUGUGGUUACCUAUAAAUAUGAACAAGGAAACGACGAGAGGCACAGUUUGGCGAGUACUGAUCAAUCAGCAGCGCUAAAACGGCAUUCAAUAUGAAGUUCUUCAUUGUUAUUUCCACCCUGCUUGUUGCCGCUAAUGCUGGAGUUAUAACCCCAGUGGCAGUACCAGCAGCAGUAGCAAGGGCAGUAGUUUCCCCAGCUAUCCUAACAACUAUCCCAGUUGGUGUCCAAUCUAGUCAAUACCAUUCCCAGGAUGCUGCUGGUCAAUACUCUUAUGGAUACGCCAAUGAACUAUCGGCCAAAAACGAAAUUAAAUCCGCUGACGGACAGACUAUCGGAUCCUAUUCUUACAUGGAUGCCGAAGGAAAAAUUCAAAAUGUCCAGUAUAGGUCUGAUGCUGCCCACGGUUUCCGUGUUUCGGCCACUAAUUUGCCAGUUGGACCAGCCCCAAUUGAGGCUGCCCCUAUGCCUCUUCCCGAGCCCGUAAAAGACACUCCUGAAGUUAUUGAAGCCCGCUCAAGACAUUUAGAAGCUUUAAAAAUUGCUGAAGAGCAAGCCAAGAAAUUGUCGGAUUCCGUAGCGGUAGAAGUAAAAUCAACCAUCGAACAUCGACCAGCCCUUAUCACAGCCGCCACUCCAGCCGUGGAAGUUCGUGCCACCCCACUAAUCGCCGCCCCCGCUUUCUCGUACUCCUUUGGUAUUGACCACGCCAAGUUCUUGGCAGUUAACACAUACAGCUUGACUCACCAACCAUUAGUUGCCGCCUAUGCUGCCCCCGGGCAUAUUAUUGCCGCCCCCAUUCUCGCCCAGCCAAUUUUGAAUGAACCGUCCAAGGACCUUCCCGAGGUGGUCGAAGCCAGAUCGUUGAAAAUUGCCGAUCCAGAAAUGGCCGAGAAGGAGAAGAUGGCUCAGAUGGAAAAAAUGGCUGAGAAGGAAAAAAUGGCUGAACCCGAGAAAAAGGAAUGAAUUGCGUUGUACUGAAGACUGUUUUUAGUGUAAUUAGUUAGAUAUGAUGUGUUUAAUUUUCUAAAUACAUUAAUGCAUUAUGUUGUA